This is a messenger RNA of Acipenser ruthenus (sterlet), 1492 nucleotides long. RefSeq lists its product as uncharacterized. NCBI's taxonomy places the organism in Eukaryota, Metazoa, Chordata, Actinopteri, Acipenseriformes, Acipenseridae. The transcript has 3 exons. The record is from RefSeq and is a predicted model, not a curated record. Bases 178 to 1224 code for a protein of 348 amino acids. Gene Ontology annotation, cellular component: external side of plasma membrane. Gene Ontology annotation, biological process: cellular response to lipopolysaccharide; positive regulation of T cell proliferation; negative regulation of T cell proliferation.
AUACUACACAAACUAUUCAACAAUUGUACAUGCCCUGAUAAAUUAUAAUAAGAAUAAGACUCCAAUAAAUAUCUUAGCCAAAUAAUAAUAAUUUUAAUAAUAGUAACGUUUUCUCUACGUGUAUGUCGUUUCUAUUCUAAUUAUGUUAGGGACUAAUUUAUUACUUUUAAAUUAGGAAUGAAUCCGGUAAAGCAGACUGUGCAGCGGAAGGUUACCUCCCCAAGAGCUCGCUAUAAGAACGCUUAUCGAGUGAGUCGGUCUGGUAUAACUGGAAGCUGCGUGUUUGUGGGUCGUGUGCUCUCAGGUGUUGAAGAGAUGCAGACGGAGCGUGCAAAGAGGAUGGACUCUGCAGGAGAAGAAGCGUCCCUGAAUUCACCUGAGCUGCCCUGGAACCAGCUGUAUUUGAAAAGAAGGACCGAGUCCAGGAUCCAGUUAAGGAGGAGAGUGUGCUUCACUGGCCCUGCUGCUGCUGCUGUUACCGGGGUAUUGGCAAUCCUCAUACUGGCUGCUGGCAGUGUGAGCAGCGACAGUGAGUUUGUGAAAGUCUUGCGCUCAGUGAAGUGUACGGAGGGGCAGGACUGUAUCCUGAGCUGCACCUUCUACUACACAACUGGACACUGGGAUGAGAGGUCAGGUGUGAUCUGGAGACAAGCAGAAACGGGGCGCAUUGUUCACAGUUACCAUGACAACACAGACCAGCUUGCCGAUCAGCUCCCUCAGUAUGUGAGCAGGACCGUCCUGUUUGAUUCUGAGCUGCAGCGCGGGAACGCUUCACUGCUGCUGAGGAGAGUCAGGGAGGGAGAUGCUGGAGAAUACAAGUGCUCUGUUUACACUCUUAGACUGUACGGGUCGGGCCUGACUGAGGUAGUCGUGGUUCCGGCUCCACCCACAACAGCACCAGCUCAUGUGACAGUCCCGAGCUCUGACCGACACGCCUGGUGGGUUUCAGGAGCAGUUCUUCUUUGUGUGAUUGCAGGGCUCUGUGUCGGUCUGUGGCUCUAUAAAAAACAUGCAGGUCACAGCUGGAAGUCCAGCAAGGCUUCUAGUCCAGCACAGGCAGUGCCGUUAUCAGACGUGAUCGAGGAGCCCAGUGAAGUCAGACCACUCCCCUGCACUGCUCAAUUUACCCAGUUUAAUACAAGCUCCCAAAACGAAAUACAGUGUAACCCCGUUAAUGUCCCCUUGGUUAAUAUCCCAACCCGCUUAUUAUCAUGGUUUUUUUAAAACCACUUGCCACUCCCCAUAGGUUUCUAUGUUAAAUUAACUCUUUUAAUAUCACUAGGAACCCCGCUUAUUAUCCCCUUUUUGAGUCGUCUACCAAAGCUGUGCAGAUGAGGAGUACUGUUUUAAAUAAAUUAUUUAACCAAUGAUACUAUCCCUAGAUUAUUAAACUCUGUGUAAACACUAUCACAAGCGGUACUGGAAGGACGUUACUUCAGAAAGUCACACACCUUCAAAAUGUUGGUUAAACUGGCUUUGGCUACAUAACUAG